Molecule: messenger RNA, 1602 nt
Organism: Pneumocystis carinii B80
Lineage: Eukaryota; Fungi; Ascomycota; Pneumocystomycetes; Pneumocystales; Pneumocystaceae
Exons: 9
Coding region: 1-1602 (533 amino acids)
Biological process (GO): proteasome-mediated ubiquitin-dependent protein catabolic process
Cellular component (GO): GID complex
Molecular function (GO): protein binding
Source: RefSeq, a predicted model, not a curated record
AUGAAACAAGAUAAAACUAAUACAGAUUGCAAUAAUGAGUUAUGGUUAAAGAAUGAUGUUUGUAGUAAAAGAGAAGAAGAUUUAGUUAUAUCAGAGAUAUAUAAUGAAAAAAAAGAAAUAUUGAAAAAUCAUCCUAUUGAAAAGGAAGAGAUUAUAAGAUUAAUAUUACAGACACUUAAAGAUUUCGGAUAUAAGUCUUCAGUAUCACAUUUGGAACAAGAAUCGGGGUUUAGUGUAGAAUCUACGGAUGUUUUACAGUUUAGAGAGUCAGUUCUUACAGGGAAUUGGAAAAAUGCGGAAAAGUUACUUAGUUCUCUUUAUUUGGAUGAAAAAGCACCGACGAAUAUUUUAUUUUAUCUUAGACAACAAAAGUUUUUAGAACUUUUAGAAGAGAAUAAAAUGCCAGAAGCGCUUUCAGUUUUAAGAGAGGAACUUAGUCCUCUUGAAUAUAAUAAAGAAAGAUUACAUUUUCUUACUAGUUUAAUUAUGUCAUCAUCUGUAAACGAUCUUAAGAGAAGAGCAUCGUGGGAUGGUGCAAAUGGAAUUUCACGGCAAAAACUUCUUAAACAGAUUUCAAAAUAUAUAUCGCCUACUUUAAUGAUUCCAGAAAGAAGGCUUAUAAAUCUUUUAAUACAAGCAAAAAAUUAUCAAAUAUCGCAAUGUUUAUAUCACACAGAUUCUAAUUUUUCGUCAUUGCUUUCAGAUCAUCAUUGUGAAAAGGAUCAAUUUCCUAAUACCGUUAUCAAAGUUCUUAGAGAUCAUACAGAUGAAGUAUGGUGUACUCGAUUUUCCCACAAUGGAAAAUAUUUAGCAUCUGCUUCAAAAGAUUCUACUGCUAUUAUUUGGAAUCUUCAAACCUAUAAACCUUUAUACAUAUUGAAAGAACACGAAAAGCCUGUUAUUUAUGUGGAUUGGUCUCCUAAUGAUGAAUUGAUUUUAACAUGCGGUCAAGAUCAUAUGGCAAAAUUAUGGGAAGUUAAGUCUGGUACUUGCAUAAAAACAAUAACACAUCAUAAAGACUUUGUAACGUCAUGUUCUUGGCUUCCUGAUGGAUCAGGAUUUAUUACAGCUAGUUUAGAUAUGGAAGUUAUUUUAUGGAAUAUUGAUGGAAUAAUAAUUCAUCAAUGGAAAGGAUCAAGAGUAUAUGAUCUUGCUGUAGCUCCAGAUGGGAAAAAAUUUAUAGCAGGUGGAACAGAAAAAAUGCUUCAUGUCUAUAAUCUUUUAAAUAGAACUCUCGAAUUUAGCUUUUUAAUGCAAAGUGAUUUAACUUGUGUUAGCAUUUCAAAAGAUUCAAAAUUUGCAAUAAUUAACGUAUCAUCACAAGAGGUUUAUCUUUGGGAUUUGGAAAAAAUGCAGGUUGUUAAAAAAUAUGCUGGACAACAUCAGGGCAAUUAUAUAAUAAGGUCAUGUUUUGGGGGUGCUCAAGAAAAUUUUAUCCUUAGUGGGAGCGAAGAUUCCCAAGUUUAUGUCUGGCAUAGAGAAAAUGGUUCUUUAAUUGAAACUCUCAAAAGUCAUAAAGGUACUGUAAAUUCGGUUUCGUGGAGUCCGGUUAACCCUGUAAUGUUUGCAUCUGCUGGUGAUGAUCAUACCGUUAGAAUGUAA